CGAACGAUUUCACGUUCCUUUUCCUUCUUUACAAUCUUUAUACAUUUUUUUUCCAUUAUACUUGCCGUAAGAACAAACAUAUUCUCAUUUUCAUGAUAAAUGAAACCAUAAUUUCAUCAAAGGUUUACGAAAAGAUUGACCCUUUUCCAGUCCAUUGAUUGUACGAAACGCACCGCACGUUUCAACGACGUCCCACGACAUAGCUCACCCACUCAAGUAGAAAGUACAAAAUACGAAAAGAAAACUUCGCCGUCUGCUGUUCGAUUUCCAAAUGGAAUAUUGUGUAUGCGAAACAACGAACCUUCAUUGAUUUCAAGAUGCUAAACUUCAUAAAAUAUGCAAUUCAAAGUAAACAAUUUACGCAUCGCUAUUGGGAAGAUGAAUAUGAUAUUAGAGAAAAUAAAUGUAGAAGAAAAUAUUAUGGUAAAAAUUAUAAUAUUGAUGAUAUACAGACUGAGAAAAUUUCCGCGACACAACAUGCAUACAACGUGUUAAAUUUUACAAUUCCUAAUACAACAAUGGUUUACUCCUCGAUGCUCGAGGAGUCCACGGAAAUAAUCAACGAAUCGACGACGCAAAAUGCCAGCAUAUCAUAUCAAAGCGUCAAUAGCAUGCUGUACUUGUACGUAACGCCGGCAUUAAUUUUAUUCUGCGUUAUUUCAAUCCUCGUUAAUAUUAAUGUCAUCAUAAGCGCAUUUUGGAUAAAACGUCCGCUCAGUCCAACAUUACACAUCAGUUUGAGCCUAUCAGGCGCAGAUGCUUUUACCAGCUGUGCUUUGGGCAUAGGACUAGUUAUGAAUAGUUUCAUACCUCACGGCCUUGAAAUCGAAUUGGAAGGCAUGAACUGCUUUUUACUGGCACUUGAAGCUGUGAGAUUGGGAGGCGUGAUAAUUACUGUGUUUCACUUGAUGGUCCUAGCUAUCAAUCAUUACUUGGGCAUUCUCAAACCUCUCCACUAUCUUUCAAUUAUGACACACAGAAAUAUCACGAUUUUAUUGGUUCUGCUUUGGGUGCUACCAAUCUCUUUCUUCGUGCUCUACUUUAGUUUAAUUGAAGACGAUGGUUUCCAGUCUGAAGAAUGCAAGAAAAAUAUGUUUUUAGUCCACAGGCAGUUUCGAAUAUUGUUUAGCAGUCUCUUUUUCGGGCCCUUUGUCGUGAUGACUUGCAUUUACAUCCACAUUUUCUAUAUAGUAAAGAGACAUCAAGCGAUGAGACUACGCUUUUGCGGAGCAGAAUCUUUCAUUCGUGUGAAUACUUCAGAAGUAACACGUAACAAUAAUAGGCGAAUGGCACGGAAUAUUAAAGCUAUCAAUACAACGUUAUAUAUACUUGGAAGCUUCAUAAUCGGUUGGAUGCCCGGAGUGAUAAUGUUUAUGCUGUUCUGCGAGGACUGCGUAUGGCAAUUGAAAAAUGUGAUAUCGAUGAAUAUCGCAUUCAUUAUCUACACCAUAAUCAACUUUCUCAUCAUUCUGAAGACUUUGGUUAAUCCUAUUAUUUAUGCUGCUCGAAUGCACGAAAUUAAGAUUGCCAAGAGACGAAUGUGCGACGCUUUGUGCAAAUGCCCGACGCUCAUCAACUUUAAUAACUUAGGAAUCAGCAUGAUAUACAGCAGCGAGAGCAGGAACUCACAAACGAGGAAUGGCACUAGUCCAUUAUCGCACAAUAUGAGCGUUCGAAGAGCGCGAAAUGGAAGCACUUAUAUUUGCGUGAAUUAUAAUGCACAAGAAUAUGGCAAUACAAUCGUGUAAACCGCGCGAUACACGAGAGACACGUUGCAAAAAUAUUUUCCCGUAUAUUUAAUCCGUUGUCUAAAUAAGAGUACAAAGUUAUAAGCGCGAAAUAAUGGCUAAAUAAGAGUACAAAGUUAUAAGCGCGAAAUCAUGGCUUCAACAAUAUUUUAAACAAGUGUUAUUUUAGUGUACUGAAAGUCAUAUUAUUUCAUAUUCUUUUUCUCUUCUUUUGUUUCAAAAUGUAAUUGUAACGAUUAUUCCAAGUGAAUACAUUGUUGCAGUCAUUUUCGUAUUCGUGUACAUUUUUGUAAAAAUUGUAUGUGAUUUGUAGUAGAUUUUUUUUGUCGAGGCCACAAUGUAUAGAUACGAUUGCAAUGCGCAUCUCAAUAUUUUUAAUCCUGCUAACAUGUUUGUUUGCUAUGUUCAAAGUUAAA
Molecule: messenger RNA, 2164 nt
Organism: Linepithema humile (Argentine ant)
Lineage: Eukaryota; Metazoa; Arthropoda; Insecta; Hymenoptera; Formicidae
Source: RefSeq, a predicted model, not a curated record